Messenger RNA from Parathielavia appendiculata, 2299 nucleotides. RefSeq lists its product as uncharacterized. The record is from RefSeq and is a predicted model, not a curated record. The coding region runs from base 209 to 1912 and encodes 567 amino acids. Lineage: Eukaryota; Fungi; Ascomycota; Sordariomycetes; Sordariales; Chaetomiaceae. The transcript is spliced from 2 exons.
UUACGCACAUGUCAUCAUCGACGGCAUACAAGGACCGGCCAUCUUCCCUUCCGACUGGGUAUACUUCCGAUGUACAUCAGAGAACUGCGUCCGGAAUUGUCGCGACAUUGAGGACGACUCUGACGACGUUGUCAAUCUACAUAUCGGCCGGGUCUAUGGUGCUGGGCUCGAUCACCGCGAAGAUUCAUGCACACAACUUCGAAACCAGAUGUGCCUACAGAUUCAGGAGGCAUACCGACUUGGCGACCACCGACUCGCAAACAUUGAAAUCACGCCACCACAGACCGACCGGGAGUUGGCACUGUCUGCGAACCUGGUUUAUGUUCCGGAGACCAGUGUAUUCGGGCAUCUCCAUGUGUACAUUGACCACCACACUGGCGAGGAACACGAAGACCCUGGCUGGAAGCCGCCUCGACGUACGAACGGACCACCUACGGAGUCUCUGCCCAAGUACGUCAGGCCGAUAUUCGCGAGGGUACGUAGGGAGGAUGAGUGGUACGAGUGUCGGCGCAUUCUGGUCAAGGAGGAAGUUCUCCCACUCUGUCGGACGCAUCCAAUCCGUGCAGAGCUCGAACUCCAGCAUUUUGGUCGACAUGUAUUCGAGCACGAGUCGGAUCAGGCCAAGAACGAUAUGCCCGUCGUCUCCCUUCCCCACCUCGAUUUCAUUGAUGGUUUCGGUGUGUUCCAAAAUUCGUACCGAACUUUGAUGGGGUUCUACUUUACACCAGCAGGACUUGGUGAAGAGGAACGUUUUCGACCGGGCAGUAUUUUCCCGAUUGCACUUGGGCCUCAUGCAUCUGACUUCGGCGAUGUCAUUAAAGCGCUGAAGACGAAGGCGCAUCUCGACGCCGGUAUCGUCAUGACUAUCCGCGCCGAAACCGUCCGUGUCUGCGCAUUUGCGAUGUGUUACAUUGGCGAUAUGCCUCAACAAGCCGAGAACUCCGGUUUCAAAGGCCCACGAGAACACAAGUUCUGCGGAUGCUGUUUCGCGGCCUCCGGCCAACGCGCGGUCAAUCCCGAUGUCAUGCUCAAGUUCGAUCACAUCACUCACGGCCGGUUCUACAUCGAGACACUGGAGAUGCAGCAGAUGCUGCACCGCUCAUUGCAAACUGCCUCGGAGCGGAAACAAUAUUAUACGCAAUGGGGGAUGGCUGAAGAUAUUCCGGCACUUCCCCGCCUGUCACCGGCCCUUGAUCUGGUCAUGUCACGGCCCACCGACGCAGCACACUCUGAGUACAACGGUCUUGGCAACUUGAUGCACUAUCUCCUUCGGGAUGGCAUUCUUACAAAGUCAGCACGCUCGGAAUAUGCUAUACAGCGUCGGACUUGGCCUUUCCCACCGGGUUGGCCUCGUUUACAGUCACCGGUUCACCAUCUAUCAAGCUACAAGAUGUCUCACCACGCGCAAUGGAUCGUCAUUAUCCCGGCCUUCCUCCUGAACUGGUUAAAGAGGGAGCAUAUUCGGCCAAGGUUUUGGGACCAAGCUAAGAACUUCGAGAAAGAUCCGAUUGAGCUGAUCAUCGAGACUACCGCUGCAAUUGCUAAGAGCACUACCGUUCUGAUGGGGACCCGUGUGUCGCGUCGGGACCGUUACCUCAUGGGCGACAUCAUCUACCGGGCUCGGUACCUUUUCAACCAGCUUUGCCUAUUUGCAGCCGUGGCCUCGACCAGGUCGGCCGCUGCAUCGCAGGCAGGGACUCCGGGAGUCCAUGUUAUCGACGAGCCAGCUCUCCAAGACGGUGUCGCUGAUGAUUCCGGCCGGGCACUUCAGUACCAGAACGACACAUUGCGCCCAAACAUUCAUGCCGCCGUUCAUUUCCCAGUAUUUGCCGAGGAAUACGCUUUACCUAUCAACUGCAACACACUCACAGGUGAAAACUUACACCGACUUAUGUCUGAUUUCCGUCAGUAAUUGUCUCUCACCUGUACCCCUGCCUUGCUUAAGAAACCUUCACUAGAAAACCCGAGACCGUUGGACUUGGCCAGAUCUACGUGGUUUGAUGUUCAGGUCUUGUCGUGAGAUUGUCUGGCUAUGGUGCUUGUACUGAUGUUAGCACCAUGUCUGGAGAACGCCUACCACCAAACUCAAAUGUGUUGGACUUGGCGAAAUUCGUAUGGCUUCGUGUCUGGCUCCUGUCGCGGAGUCUUCUGGCAUUAUGCUCGGAGAAGGCUUACCAGCAAACACGAAACCAUUGACCUCACAGAAAUCCGAGUCUGCGUCGCCCAUGUUUCGCUCGCUUCACCUCAACCUCUUGUGCCGGGUUUUUUCGAAAUAACUUGGUUACCGUCUUACCGUCAG